AUGAAAAGGAAUAAAAAAGAUGAGGAAGGAAAAAUCAAAUGCUCAAUUUGUGGGCGUGAAAUCGUCAAUGAACGAUAUGUUAGAUGCACUCGUUGCAUUGCAGCCAUAGAAUGUUUAGAAUGUUAUUCCGUUGAGUGCGAUUGCGAGCCUCCUUCAGAUCAAAAAGACCUAAACAGAUGCUACCACCAAUUUAUGCUCAUGGAUUCUAGUCCGCAGCCCAUCUUUCGUUCAGAUUGGGAUAGUAACGAUGAAGUCAUUCUACUGAAUUGCGUCCGCUUAUUGGGUGUUGGUAAUUGGGAAACAAUUGCCGAAUGGCUCAAACCACGAACAGCGGCAGAAAUUGAGGCUCAUUACAUGCAAACUUAUAUUUUAUCUGAAACAAGUCCAUUUCCUGAUCCAUCUGUACACGAACCAGCUAUUGUUCCUCAACCUCCAGGAUAUAAUACAAAACCUCAAGAAUCUUAUCCUUCAGAAGGCCAUGUUAAACAUUUAAGUCAGAAGAAUAAGAAAGAAGCUACAAACCCUGCAGAAUAUUCCGGAUGGAUGCCUUACCGUCAUGAGUUCGAAAGUGAAUAUAAUAAUGAUGCAGAAGAACUAGUUGCAAAUAUUGAAUUUAAGGAUGAAUCACAACAAUCAUUUGAAGAAAAAAUUAACUUUUUGCAAUCAUACAAUAUUCAAUUACGUGAAAGACAUGCAAGAAUUAAGGUUAUCGAAGAUUGGGACGUUCAUCAUCUUGAACAGCGCGGAUCAUCGAAAUCCGAUAACGAUCUCGAAACACGCCUUCUUGGUGGUACUACUCGCGAACAGAAAGAAAUAGAUUCGAAGUUAUUACCUCUUAUGCAAUAUAUGAAGAAAGAAGAUAUUCUACGCAUUGCUCAAGACACACACGAGUUACUACAGCUUUCAGAUCAGAUAGAACGAUGCCAGAAAUGGCAAGAAUACGGAGUUCAUUCAACUGCAGAAGGAUUACUAUUUGAUACGCUCGAAAGUUGCCAUCAUGAAGGUAAAAUGACUAAUGGAGAUGUUGAAACAUGGAACAGAUCCAUCGAUAACUUCAAUAGAAAGAAUAAACGCGAUCUUGCACCAGAAUUAGAAUUACUUACAGCUGCUGAAGUGGAAUUGUGUAAUUCAGAAGGAAUUAACACAAAGAUUUACUUUGCAGUCAAAGAUCUUCUUCUGAGAGAAUACGCAAUCAGAGGAGGACUUUCUGUUGAAGAAGCUACAGGUUUGGCAUCAGGAAUAUCAGGAACUAUUCUUCCGAUAUACAAGUUUUUAAUUGCUCACGGAUAUAUCUUUGAAUAA
Messenger RNA from Trichomonas vaginalis G3, 1302 nucleotides. RefSeq names its product positive regulation of histone acetylation. Gene Ontology annotation, molecular function: chromatin binding; transcription coactivator activity. Gene Ontology annotation, biological process: regulation of transcription by RNA polymerase II; chromatin remodeling. The record is from RefSeq and is a predicted model, not a curated record. Lineage: Eukaryota; Parabasalia; Trichomonadida; Trichomonadidae. The coding region runs from base 1 to 1302 and encodes 433 amino acids. Gene Ontology annotation, cellular component: nucleus. The transcript has a single exon.